Messenger RNA from Micromonas pusilla CCMP1545, 669 nucleotides. RefSeq lists its product as uncharacterized. The record is from RefSeq and is a predicted model, not a curated record. The coding region runs from base 1 to 669 and encodes 222 amino acids. Lineage: Eukaryota; Viridiplantae; Chlorophyta; Mamiellophyceae; Mamiellales; Mamiellaceae. The transcript has a single exon.
AUGACGGACGAGGAUGAAAAACUCGCGUUUCUCGUCAACGUCUACAACCUCAUGAUCGUCUUCGCGUUCGCGCGGUUCGGCGUCCCGCGCUCCAACGCCGCGCGGUAUUCGUUCUUCGACGACGUGAAGGUCAACAUCGGCGGGCACGCGUACUCGUUCAACGAUAUAGAGCAGGGUUUGAUACGAGGGAACAGGCGGCCGCCGUAUCAUUUGCGGAGGACGCUCCGCGGGGGCGACGUCAGGAGGGCGUUCGCGCUCGCGCGUGUGGACCCUCGCGCGCACUUCGCGCUGAACUGCGGCGCGAGCUCGUGCCCGCCCGUGAAGAUGUACACCCCGGAGGGGUUGGAUGAAGAGUUAACGCUCGCGUCGAAGGCGUUUUGUGAAGACAGCGUGACGUUCGACGCGGACGCGAACGCGCUGACCGUCAGCGCGAUUCUGAAGUGGUACCGGAGCGACUUCGGCGCCGACGACGCGGCGGUCGCGAGGCGCGUGCUGACGUGGCUGCAAGGGGACACGAAAACAGCUCUCGAAAACGCGUUACGGCGGGAGAACUCGUCGAUCAAGCUGCGGUACGCGCCGUACGAUUGGACCGUCAACGCGACGGCGACGUCGAGAAGCUACGAAGGCGUGAAGACGAAAGUAGACGUCAGCAGAAUCACCGGCCGGUGA